Geodia barretti is the source of this 393-nucleotide messenger RNA. The record is from the annotation of a GenBank genome assembly. Lineage: Eukaryota; Metazoa; Porifera; Demospongiae; Tetractinellida; Geodiidae.
UCCGUGGUCUAUCUGGAUUCCUCGGCCAUCGUGAAGCUCGCCGUCUCGGAGCCGGAGUCCGGCGCCCUGCGCCAAUACCUUGCUGCGCACGCUGAUCGCGUUUCGAGCGGGCUUGCCCGCGUGGAGGUGCUGCGGGCGCUGCAGCGGACCGACGCAAGCGACGCGACGGUGCUACAUGCGGAACAGAUUUUCGAGCGUAUCGCCCUGGUGGCCCUGGACGAGCCGGUCCUGCGCGCCGCGGCCCGACUCCCACCGAAAUCGCUGCGAAGCCUCGACGCCGUGCACCUCGCCACGGCGCUGUCUCUGGAUGGACUCGAAGCUUUCGUGACGUACGACCGGCGGCUGCACGCCGCGGCCGCGGCGGUGGGCGUGGCGGUCGCGGCGCCCCGCUGA